Messenger RNA from Eleginops maclovinus (Patagonian blennie), 4775 nucleotides. It is a transcript of the gene rai14, whose product is annotated as retinoic acid induced 14. Gene Ontology annotation, molecular function: protein binding. NCBI's taxonomy places the organism in Eukaryota, Metazoa, Chordata, Actinopteri, Perciformes, Eleginopidae. The record is from RefSeq and is a predicted model, not a curated record.
UUGAGUUGAGUCCCGAGCGAGAGACAGUCAGGACUCAAGGAACAACUUUUAAUGUAUGCGGGCCGAGCCGGGCCAGUGUCUCGGGACGCACUGUUUCCUCCUCCUUUAUGCAUCCUUCUGCUCGACUAACCUCAACUACGGCUCGCUGUGUUCUCACCGGCUCGCUAGGAAAUCUGUUUUUGGCACAAAACGCGGUUGUGUAUCAGUUUUUUUUAUGAGUCCAGCCCUCCUGCGACCCCAGGACAUAACUAGCCUUUACUGAGUGAGUGACUGCAUGGACCAGACUGAACAUGAAGAGCCUUAAAGCAAAGUUUAGAAAAACUGAUGCCAAUGAGUGGAACAAAAAUGAUGAGCGCCUGCUUGCGGCGGUGGAGCAUGGCGAGGCGGAGAAGGUGGCCCCACUUCUUGCCAAGAAAGGUGCCAGCGCUGUGAAGCUGGACAACGAGGGGAAAUCAGCUCUUCAUGUGGCAGCUGCACGCGGACACACAGACUGCCUGUCUGUCAUCCUGGCUCAUGGAGCGGACCUGUCAAUCACUGAUGCUGCAGGUUUGAAUCCAUUGCACCUUGCUGCCAAAAACAAUCACAUCGAGUGCUGCAAAAAGCUCAUUCAGAGUAAGUGUCCUAUCGAUGCAGUGGACACUUCAGGAAAGGCUGCUCUUCAUCACGCUGCUGCCAGCGGGAACAUCCAGACCGUCCAACUGCUGUGUGAACUCAAAAGUCCCAUCAGCCUAAAAGAUGCGGACGGGCUCACUCCUUUGCUGUUGUCAGCUAAACACGCUCAUGCUGAGGUGUGCAGCACUCUGCUGGACUGCGGGGCUGAAAUCAACUCCAUUGACAACAGCGGCAGGACAGCCCUGAUGCUGGCCACAGAGUCGGGCGCUCUGUCUGUUGUUGAAGUCCUGAUCCAGAGACGAGCAGAUCUGAAGGCUGUGGAUUCACAAGGCCACGAUGUCUUACACUACGCCAAGCUGUCGGGCAACUCUGAGAUCAAAAGCGUCCUCACUGGCGCCCAGAACAGCCAUCAGGCCUUAGACGCAAAGUCUCCUAGAAGUCCUCAGCAUGAUCAAGUAGCUAAACUAAGUGAUGAACGGAUCACAACUCCCAAAAAAAGAAAAGCACCUCCACCUCCUAUUAGCCCACUGCAGAGCUCUGGGCCCUCUUCUCCCUCUGUCCUUACCUCCAGUGGGACACCAGUAUCCAACAAAAGUGACACUCCCAAAAGAUUCAACUACAAGGAGGAUGAGGUCAGGGGUACGACUCUGAGAGCGGAGGUUGAGAAGCUCCAUGAGGAGAGAAACAUGUUGCUGGAGACGAUCGAAGACCUCAAGCAGUCGGUGGAGCACACGGUGACUGGCCCCGAACCGGACACAAAGGUCGAGCAAAGUUUUACAGCAUCUGCAGCGCUGGUUUCUGCUCUGCAAGCAAAGAUUGCUGCUCUAACCUUGGAGAAACAGCAACUUGCAAGCAAACUCAAGAAACAUCCGUCCCUCCAAGGAAGCGAGGACACCAGUCGUCCAAACAGCAUGGCCUCUAACUCCUCCUUCCACUCCACCCAGGACGAGUUUGAGUCUGCGCCACAUGUGGAAAGGGAAGAAGAGGAGAAUGGAGGAGGCAGUAAAGAAGAGAUCCAGCUGUUGAGGCAGGCGCUAGAAAGCGUUCAAGUAAAACUGCUAGAAACCAGGAAGGAAAACUUCUCGCUUCAUGCCCAGCUGAAGCCUGAGCGAGAAGGAGAGGAGGAUGAACCCUGCAGGGAGAAAGGAAGAGCGGAAGAGUUGAUGGAGAGUCUCGCGGAGCUUCAGGCGAAGCUGACGGACACUCAGGAGAGAUACCACCAAGCUGUAGAGGAGGUGGAGGAGCUGAGGGUGCAGAUGGGAAGGAAGGGUGAGACGGAUACAUCAUCCACACUUGAACAGGAAGUAAAGCAGCUGAGGGCCCUGCUCGUCCAAUCAGGGUCCGAGCUGGAAUUAGCAGCUCAACGAAGCAGACAGCUGGAGGAGGCGCUGAGGAGUUUAAAGGAGAAAGGGGAGCAGACUGCACGGAUUGAGGAGCUGCACAAGGAGGCACAAGAGGAGAUAAGGAUCCUUCAGGAGGCUCUGAGGGGCACGGUGCCAGUUGAAGCUGCAGCUAAAGACUUUGAAGAGAUGAAGGCUGAGCUGAACGAGGUGAAUGCCGGGUUGCAGCGCCGCCUGCUGGAGCUCUCACACUCCUACAGCGACACCAAGAGUCAGCUAGGUGCUGCACAGAAACAGCUGGCGGAGGGCAGUGCGGCCUCAGCUCCCUCCUCAGAACAGCAGCAGGUCCAGGUGCUGAUCAGCAAGGUGGAGGAGCUACAGACGUUGCUAACUGAGACUGAGAAGAAGCACUUAGCCGCUCGAGAUGAGAUUUCUCUGCUGAGGCAGGAGGCCGAGGCUCAGGCUCAGAGCUCUGUGGACCUCGCCGACCACACACAGGUGAUGUCAUCUCUGGGAAAUGCCAUCAAAGUGUUGGAAAGCCAGUCAGACACCCUGAAAGAGCAGCUGCAACAGAAAAUCUUGCAGGUGGAGGAUCUUCAGAAAAGGUUGUCGGCAGCAAAAGAUGGCACCCAAGAGGAUUCAGCUUCCCGCAUGGAGCAGGAGAACAGGCGAGAGCAGCUUGAGGGCGAGGUGAAGCACCUGACGCAGCUCCUCCAGGGGGCCCUCAGGAAGCAGGACGAGAUGGCUCUGGAGGCUGCUGAUGCAUGGCAGAAGGCCCGGGACAACCGUGCAGAGCUGGAGGCCCUGCAGGAGCUGCUGAUGUCGAGGGAGAAGGAGAACCAGAUGCUGACCAGCAGGCUGGCUGAGUCCCAGGAUGCAGUGUGUCAGCUCAAACAGCUGGUGGAGAACCAUGUCGCCUCAGAGAGAGAGAAGAACAAGAGGAUAGAUGACCUAUCCCGGGAGGUGGGGAAGCUGAAGGACGCCUUGAACAGCCUAUCACAGCUCUCCUACAGCUCCGGCUCUCCAGCCAAGAGGCAGCAGCAACAGCAGCAGAUAAACCAGCAGCUGGAGACCAUGCAGCAGCAAAUCAAACAACUACAGUACCAGCUCACUGAGUCAAAGAAGCAGCACCAGGAGAUAGUGUCCGUCUACAGGAUGCACCUCCUCUAUGCUGUCCAGGGUCAGAUGGACGAGGAUGUCCAGAAAGCCUUGAAACAGAUCCUGAUGAUGUGCAAGAUGCCAUGCCAAGCCAAGGAGGCCUGCUAAGACACCCCCCCCCUCCCCCCCUCCCCCCCUCCUCCCCUCCUCUUAUGGGUCUGGUUUCCCAUAAGCAUGAACUGCUGCUGUCAGCACAUUUCCUCCCGUCUGAAUUCACACGGUGCUUAUGCUAAUUACAAGCAAGGCAACACAUGGUGCCUCUGAAUAAACCUGAGUAUUCUUAAUGAGGAGGAGGUUUACAGUCGGGUUCAUUGCCUUUGCUAAUGUAAGUCCGACAGACAAAGAGUUUUUGGGAAAGCCCAGCACACAGAUACUUUGCAUCAUUCAAAUGAAUGAGUGAACCGAGUGGUUCCAGCCAAAUCUAAAGUCUCAGUGUGUGCAGUAACGUUAAAUCACACGUGAUUUCCUGUUACAAGGUGCGCUUAGAGGAAAAAAGACAGUUGGCGCUGCUGUUGCUCGUAUCUAUUUUAUGAUACAACAGUGUUAGUAUUAUUUUACGUGUCUAAAGGUGUCAUGGUUGUCAACGUGUUCCUGAUGCAAACUAAAUUAUUUGUGCCCUCUUAACAAUGCAUGUGACUUUGCUUAACACCAGCUCAGAAAUGACAAAGAAUUGAUAUUUUGGUCUCAUUUUCUCUCUCAAGAAAAAAGCAUGAUGCUGUUUGUAUGGCUCUCUUCCUAUUAGCACAAAAUAUAUAACAAGUGUAUUUUACAGCAUUGUAUUACCAUGCCAUAUUUUCUAAGAUACUGUACUUUACUGAAGAGGUUUGAUAGCUGUAUUUUUGAUGGCCUUAUUUUGUGUUGCACCUGACUUAGUUUAUAUUCCUGUUAUUAUUCAUAGGAGAGUUUACUGUAGUAAAAACACAGUCAGAUCAAUAUGUUUGUCUGUUUGACAAAGAGGAUAGUUAGUUGGUAAAAUGUUAAGUACUUACAAUUUCUCAUCUUUUUUUAAUCUUACACGUUGGUCUUUUGUUUAGCAAAUCCUUACUUGAAAAGCAUACAACAUGAGUUGGAUAAAGGAAGUGGUCUGCUGUCACACGCCUGUAAUCAGACAGCGUCUCCUGGUUCUGCAGUACUUUAGGUGAGAAUUACUGACUUUUAGUCACAUGCCAAUUUCACCAGCCUUGCUUGUACUUCCUUAUUUAAUUUAUUUACAUUUACCAAGAAUGUCUGCUUUCUGACUUUGUAUUUGUGAUACUCCCAUCACUUUCAGUGUUUUUUUGUAGGUACAGAAUAGAUUUCAAAUGCAUUUCUUUGGACAUGUCUCCUACAGACCUGUGAACUCACAUCACACUCCUUUGCCUUAGUACUGUACGCCAUAUGCACUUAGAAAUCAUCUUUGUUGCGAUUAUUAACAAACCCAACGCUGGUUACGGCUGACUGAAGCUUUCUCCCACCUGUGUUUUACAUGAUUUACAGCUGACGGAGAUUUGCUAGACCCUGAAGACCCUCAAAUAUCAUAGGCCUUGACUGAAAUAUUUUGAAAGGGAAAGACAGAAAUGACUCUUCUGUUGGUCUUUUCAUCACUAACAGUUUUGUAGAGAAAUGAAAAAAAUGCUUGUUUGAGAACUGCUUUGUUGCCCACAUAAACACUUUCAAGAUACUGUA